This is a messenger RNA of Musca domestica (house fly), 3044 nucleotides long. Its product is annotated as NFX1-type zinc finger-containing protein 1-like. The record is from RefSeq and is a predicted model, not a curated record. Gene Ontology annotation, molecular function: helicase activity. Bases 193 to 3039 code for a protein of 948 amino acids. The transcript is spliced from 5 exons. Gene Ontology annotation, cellular component: nuclear RNA-directed RNA polymerase complex. Lineage: Eukaryota; Metazoa; Arthropoda; Insecta; Diptera; Muscidae. Gene Ontology annotation, biological process: regulatory ncRNA-mediated heterochromatin formation.
AGCUGAUAGAGUUAUCCUAUGUCUCAUUCGUAAACAGUUUAGUUUUAUCGGUCUUUUUCCUUUGAUUCCAUAUUCGUAACUCUGGGAAAGCUUUUCAUACUGUCUGGUUCGUUGAUAUUUAAUAACUAACGAUAUUCUUGCUCUGUUGGCACUGCCAUUCGCUCUCUGUUUUGUUAAAUUAUUUAAAGAAAUAUGUCUGAUUCGGAUGAUUGUGAUUGGUUUGACAAGGACGAUGAUGCCUUAAUGAGAGAUUUUGAAAGGAAUAUGAAAGCCAAAGAAGCAGAACGUAUGGAGGAACAUAUCAAAGUGCCGACAAAUAAUUUGGAUAACUACAUCAAAGAGUUAACAUUAAAGGCCUCUUCAUCCCACACAAAAAAGAGCGGUAAUGCGAACAAAAAGAAAUGCAAUAUUGCAGAACUGCGAAAGAUAAAUGCCUUGUCACCGCUGGAUCAGUUUCUUUAUACACACACAAUGGAAUAUGACUUUUACAGUGGGCAAUUGCAGCCCAAUGACAGUCAGGAGAAGGUUAUUUUAUAUACCAGCAUAUUGGCUGCGAUAUGUCGCUUGGAGCUACCGGGUUUCCAGAAGCCUCUGCUGCAGGCUUUUCGUGACAACAUUUGUUUACAGGAGCAUCUACGCCUGCUGUUGGCCAAAUUGUUUUGCAAGCGCUUUAAAGAUAUGUGGAAACAGCCAAAGGAUAUGGAGUAUUUAUUGGAAAACAUAGAAUUGUUGUUUAUACAAAGCUGUAGCAGUGAAACCAUUAACGUUGGUCAUGAUAAAGAACAGGAUAUGCUUAAAGACUUAUUGAAAAUAUUGGACAAAAGUGAUAACGACUUGGCCGUGUGUAAAAAGUAUAAAAAUCGUCUCAAAGAAAAUCUUCAGGCUCUUGUAGAUAAUGCCAAAAGUUCAGAAACAAGUACCUGGGAAAUAUAUCCAACAAUUGAUGAGCUAUUAAAUGAUGCAUCACAGUGUAAUGGAGAAGAUAUGACCAAAUCCCUUCUACCCGUCCAACAAUACUUGAACAGGCAUAUGCAAUUUCUUAAGGAAGAUUUUCUCUUGCCCCUGCGUGAAUGUGUUAAAUAUGUGAAGAGUAGUGCAUCCCAAUGUCCUGAUAAUUUCCAUCUCUUUGAUGAUGUUUUUAUUGUAUUGAAUGAACAAUUUCUGGAUGCAAAUCGUCAUGAACUGUUAUUUGUGGAUAUCCUUGGAAGUCGGCGGAAUUUAGAUGACGAUGGUAACACGAAUAUACCAUGGGAGGUACAGGAAAAGUUGUGGAAAAUAAAAUCCGGCGCCUUGCUGUGUUUCACUACAUCCCGGGAUUUUGAUAAUCUGAUUUUGGCCACCGUCACCUACACCAGUCAGGAUUGCCUGAAGGAAGGAUAUAUUGGCAUUGAAAUAGCUCGUCAGCAUAAUAUUGGCAACAUCUAUAAAAGACCAUUGCUAAUGUUUGAAACUCCAGCCUUUUUCGAACCUUAUCACAAUGUUUUCAAUUACUUGAAAAAUUGCAAUUCAGCCGAAUUUCCCAUGAAACAAUAUAUUGUGGAUGAAGAGCAUCCCACCACGGCGCCCAAAUACUUAACAAACGAUACUCUAUAUCAAUGUAAUGGGCAAAAAUUCCAUCCCUUAAGAGAGUCUCUCGAAAAAAAUACUCUAGAAUUAAAUCUCUCACAACUGGAAGCAUUUUCCAAGGCCUUAAAACAAGAGUUUGCAUUAAUUCAAGGUCCCCCGGGAACUGGUAAAACCUACCUAUCCGUCCAGAUAGUUAAGACAUUAAUAGAGAAUGCCGAAACGCCGUUAAUUCUGAUUACCUACACAAAUGAGUCAUUGGAUAAGUUUUUGGUAAAGUUAUCGGCCUUUACAGAGAAUAUAGUUAGAUUUGGUAGCCAAACCAGAGAUCAACGUAUUGCCAAAUAUAAUGUCAAAGAUGUUGUUGAACAUUCACUGAUUAAUCCCAAAUUAAAGAGGUUAUACUAUCUCUGUAGCCUGGAAUUCAAGGAGGCUUUUGGUUAUCUGCAACAAAAGCAUCGGGAAUUUGAUGGCGCGGACGAAUCUUAUGGAGAGAUUUUAAAGGCUCAAAGUAAACUGGCUGAGGUCAGUGAAAAACUAAGAACCCUCAAAACAAUGUUUCAGUACUAUGUGGCUCGGGAGAAAUCCAUUAUUGGCAUGACCACAACAUGUGCGGCCAAAACUAAUUUUUUGUUUCGUUUGCUGAAAAGUAAAAUUGUUAUUUUUGAGGAAGCUGCUGAAAUCUUAGAAUCCCAUAUUGUGGCCUGUCUGACACCCCACACCCAACAUGUCAUUAUGAUCGGUGAUCAUCAACAACUGCAACCGUAUACCUCAAAUUAUCAAUUGCAACAAAAAACCCAAAUGAACAUAUCUCUAUUUGAGAGAAUAUUUUGCAAACAUCCCAACCCCAUUGUUUUGCGUACCCAAUAUCGUAUGCAUCCGAAAAUUGCUGAUCUUCUGUCGAAUACAAUAUACAAAGAUUUAGAUAGUGAUGAAAGUGUUACUCACUAUCCAGCCAUAAGACAAAUGUCUACAAAUCUAUUCUUUAUGAAUCAUAAUAAGCCAGAGGCCAAGACCGAACAAGAUUCGUCACUCUAUAAUCCAUAUGAAGUCACACAAGUUGUGCAAUUGUCUUUGCAUUUGGUACAAAAUGCUUUGUACAAUGUGGAGGAUAUACAAAUUUUAAGCCCCUAUGCAAGACAAAUUGAGAUGAUACGGAAGCAGCUGCAACAACAUCCCUCUUUACAAGCUCUUAAAGCCUGCACCGUGGAUAGUUUCCAGGGUUUGGAGUGCAACAUUGUUAUACUGUCAUUGGUGCGCAGUAACAGUACAUCUCAAAUUGGUUUCCUGAAACAAAGUAAUCGCAUUUGUGUGGCCCUGUCACGUGCCAAGCAUGCCAUGUAUUGUAUCGGCAAUUUGGAUCUCUUAAGUCAGUGUAGUACCAUUUGGAAGGAGAUUGCUGAGAAAUUGCAACAUCACAAGGCCGUGGGUGAUAAAUUUCCCAUUGAAUCGGAGAACUAUUUUUAUGAUAAAUAAGUAAA